Phyllotreta striolata is the source of this 3042-nucleotide messenger RNA. The record is from the annotation of a GenBank genome assembly. Lineage: Eukaryota; Metazoa; Arthropoda; Insecta; Coleoptera; Chrysomelidae.
AUGAAAAAGAAAGAUGGCAAAAUUACAUUGGGAAUGCUAAAAGGCAAACCCGUAACGACGUCAGUACCGCAAAUUUCUAUAAAAUUCCACGCUAACGCCGAGGAAAUCGAAGAAUUGUACGGCAGUGACGAUGAAAUUGCCAGUAAGAGCCACGAGAAAUCCGACAAGAUCUCUGCUUCGAGCACACCAACAAGUUUAGGUGAGCCAGAUAGCAGUCCUCUGAAAUAUUUUAACAAACUUGGCAAGAGAUCAACAAGUGUAGAUGUAACGAGUAACCAACCUUUAAAUGCGUCACCGCCAUCGGACCCUUGGAGGUUUUUCACCGAUAUAAAGGGUAAAAUUACCAAAAGCGUCGAAGAAAAAAUAACAGAGAUCAAAUCCAGAAACAAUGAAGAAGGUUCACCUAUUCACAAAUCCAAAGGGGACACCUCCAAAUCUGACUUGAAAACCGUCAAAGACAGCAAGGAAAACUCGAGCAUUUCCGAUUCCGAGGACCUUUCGGAAAGCAGCAUUUCACGAACCUGCGGCGUUUUCUCCACCACUGAAGGAGUGGAAAUGUCGAGCGACGAGGACACCCCCUCUUUGGACAAAGACAAAAAGAACGAGAAACUGCUCUCAGUAACGCCGCCUUCCAGCUUCAAGCAGAAAUUCCGCUUCUUCAGGCGGCACCACCAGGAGGAAGGCGCCAUAAAAAUCAACGAUCUCUCGAAACUCUGCAACAUAAACACCGAAAACGCGGAGCAGGUGCUGCCCGAGGAAUCCGAGGGAGUGGAGAACGCCGUGGACGCGCUCGAGGAGUCCGCUCUGCGAUCGAAACCUCGCCAGGACGAACUCUCCAGCGAAGAGGUCCUGAAAGUGGUCGCGCAGAGGAUAUCAAACAUCGAAUUCGAUAACGACAACGUGAUUAAUAUUAGGGAGGUGAGCGGUAGCGAAAUUCGCGAGAAGUAUUUCGAUUGUCGCGAGGAGGAGAAGGCCGUGUUCGCUCCCACGGGUUUCGUCGAUUUGCGUCCCGCGAAAACCAGUAAUCGUCCAGAAUAUAAUUAUUUUUCUGCAAUCGUAUUUGUGAUAUCUGUUGCUUCCUAUGGACUUGUACAGUAUUAUUCUCCGUACAUCGCUGGUUUGAUUGUAGGAAUCGCGGCGUCUUUUGUAGCGUUCAAGAUAUACUCUAAAUUGUAUCCGAGAAAUAUAGCGCCUCCGGUAGCAUCUUCCAGUCCGUUAGUCACAAAUAAAAUAGUGGAGAUCCAUCCGAUAAAGGAGUACCAGCCGUUAGAAAAAUUCGAGGGCUGGGUGAACGAGUAUCCGGACGUUUACAGCCCUUCCAGUUACCACGUCGCCCACACUCAGUCGGUGUUUUUGAGGCUGCAGGGGAACCUGUUGAGGAUCAGCCACGCUAAGAACAAAAUUCCCAAGAGGGCGAUGUGGAACGAGGCCGAAAUAAAAGCCAAUUUCACGCAGCAUAGAAUUUACAAUUUAGUAGGAGCCAAAGUGUAUCUAUUGCCCGAAGGAUUGGCUAAAAUUAGACACUGGAGUAAAAAAUACCCAAUUUGCAUCGCUUUAGCCAAAGACCAGUGCAAUUUCGAUCGCGACAUGUUGUCGAAACUAAAAGACGAGUUACUCAAAGACGUGGAUAUCGAUUCGAAUCGUUCGACUGAUAAAGUGGUAACUCCCAAGGAUAAGAAGGUUUUCAACAGAUUCAAAAAGAAAGAGUACCCCAUGCUGUCGCAGAGGUUCAGCAAAUUAACGGAAGGCGAGGAAUUCGAUUUUUUCGAUUCAGAUUCACGCGCUAGCACCCCUUCCGCUGAUAUAUCCGACAUUGCCGAUUCACCCGCAUUGGACGAUGAAGAUGUACCUCUUGUCAAAGACGAAGACAUUAGCAAUAUAUCAAUAACCAACGCAACGGAAGAAGAUUCGAGUGGUUUGUUACCGGAACAAAAUAAUCCCAAUGAACUCAAGAUAUACCUAUUCGGCCGGACUGAUAGAGAGAAAGCAGACUGGUUCAGGAGAUUGUGCUUGGCCACCCAUCAAGGCAGCGGUUUGGUUUCUUUCAUCUCGAGCAAUCCCGAUAUCAAAGAGACCGUUUCCGAAUCACUAUUGAACGUCGCCAACACCGAACUCGAGUACAAACGAUACAUGAGCAUGUUCAAGGUGACUCCCAGAUCUCCCGUAAGCGAAAAACCGGAAAACGAACAAUCCCCUACCGAUACCGAUCAAAACGAGGAGCCUCUGUUGUGGAUAAACGCGUUGCUCGGGCGAGUGCUCUUCGAUUGCGUCCGCAACGCCACCUUCAUCGACAAAGUCAAAGAGAGGAUCCAGCGGAAGCUGUCCACUAUCAAACUGCCGUACUUCAUCGAGGAGCUGCUGAUACCGGAGCUCUCCUUGGGCAAGACGUCGCCGCGCAUCGUGCGAACCGGAACGCCCGCCAUGGACGAGCGAGGGCUGUGGAUCGAUCUCGACAUCAACUACGAGGGCAUGGUGAUACUCACGUUACAGACCAAACUCAAUUUGAUGAGACUGAAAAAUCCGCACGCUUACGAUAAAUCUACUAGUCAGGUGAAGUCGGCCAUUUAUCACUCGGACGUGGACGAUUCGGCCGAGAGCAGCUCGGACGAGGAGGGUCUACAGGAGGUUCCCAACGCGCCGCACGAUUCUACAGCGCCCGCCAAGAAGAGCUACUUGAAAUACGUGGAUAAAUUGGCCGAAUCGCGGUUCUUCCAAGCCGCUACCGAGAACCGGUACAUCAAAAAGGCCAUGGAAGGAGUUUCCAAUACUGAUUUGAGGCUAACGGUGGAAAUAAAAUCCCUAGUGGGGACUUUAGUGCUGAAUAUUCCAAGGCCGCCUACCGAUCGCGUUUGGGUGGGUUUCCGGCCCAUUCCGGAAUUAUUGUUGUCCGUUAGGCCAGUGGUGGGUGAAAAAAAUAUUAGUUAUCAAAUAGUAACGAAUUGGAUAGAGAAGAAACUAAUACAAGAAUUUCAGAAAGUUCUAGUGAUUCCAAAUAUGGAGGAUUUGCUGAUACCUGUGAUGAAUUCAAAAUUACCAUAUUAG